Molecule: messenger RNA, 5922 nt
Organism: Penicillium coprophilum
Lineage: Eukaryota; Fungi; Ascomycota; Eurotiomycetes; Eurotiales; Aspergillaceae
Product: protein kinase RIM15
Exons: 4
Coding region: 1-5922 (1973 amino acids)
Biological process (GO): phosphorelay signal transduction system; peptidyl-serine phosphorylation
Cellular component (GO): nucleus; cytoplasm
Molecular function (GO): protein serine/threonine kinase activity; ATP binding
Source: RefSeq, a predicted model, not a curated record
AUGGCCAGCAAUGAUUCCCCCAGACCACAGUUCCUUGCGCCUCCUGCCGUCACAGCGCUACGGCAGGAGGCUCGGAAUAUCGACCCGAAGAUGGUUCGAACAUUGAGCGACAAUAUGCGAGAGGAACGUGAGGACUUGAAAGAAGCGGCCGAACAGACAUUGAACAUCAUUGUGGAUAUGGACCUGGAUGGUUGCAUCAAAUGGGUCAGCCCGUCGUGGAAGCAGGUGGUUGGCUCAUCCCCCGAGUCAGUGGAGGGACAUAUGAUAUCGGAAAUCCUGUUAGGCAACAAGGAUGUGUUUCGCGAUGCGAUCGAAUCCAUGAAACAGGAUGAUUCGCGGAGUCGUUUCAUUCGCUUCGCCGUUCAGAUGGGACCGGAUUCGGUUCUGAAGUACUCGCCUGAACCAUCACCGGUGGCUACACAGAACCAGACGGCUGGAGAAGAGUCAGACGACAGGGAGGAGUCCCAGGAGCAGGAGCAAGAGCAUAAUCACAAUGUGCUCAACAUGGAGGGGCAGGGAAUCAUGGUCUAUGACCGAACAGACGAUGAAGCUGGCCAUACCAUGUGGAUGCUACGACCGCUUACCGAGCCAAGAGAAGUGACGAUCGAUCUGCCGCCUCUACUGGUGGAGUCGUUGGGUGUUGGAGCAGAGGUGCUGGCAAAUUAUCUGACAGAAUUGGCCGAGGCUGCAGCGACAGAACCCGAUCCUGCCAAACAUCCAGCCCCAACUCCCGUCCUCUGUCGCAUCUGUGAACGCCAGAUUACGCCAUGGUGGUUCGAGAAACACUCGGAUCUGUGUCUGCAGGAACAUCGGGCUGAGAUGGAGGUACAAAUGGCACAGGAAAAUCUCAAUGAGCAUCGGCAUCUCAUUGUCAAGGUCUUGGAUGCUUUGGAGGCCCGACAAGGCAGACCUUUCAUCGGCAACGAUGGAAAUCCAAUACCCCUCCCUCAAGCGGAGUACAAGGGAUUAGCCAUCGGCCCCUCGACUUCUAGCUCUGCGCCGUCUUCCGGCCCUGUCUCAGGCAGUAAUUCAGCGCCCGGCACCCCGCCUCGGUCGCGAGAGCAUUCCGCCUCUGGUGCUAUUCCAAAUCGACCCCGCUCCUUUACAGUACGGAGACCACUGGCUCGCAUUGUAGAACUCGUUCUUGACCUGUGCGAUACUUCACUGGAGAUUAGUAUGCCGAUGAUAAAGGAAUCUUCCCGGACAGACACAGAGGACUUCCGAACGUUGUCACCACAAUCUGAAUCGCGGAUCUCCCAGGUUCUUCAGUGGCAGUCCCCCAGCGCCAACACUUUAGAACAAGAACAGGGCUUGGCGGCUUUGUCGGCAGACACCGAACAAGCUGCCAAGGCAAAAGUUGAUGCCGUUGUACGUCAUCGCAAGAUUGUCGAAUAUGCCGAACGAAUUCGCAUAGAAUACACCGUUUUGGUUGAGGAAUGCAUUGCGGCCGCACUAAGCAAAGCGGAACGCAUAGCUGCUGGUCAGCUCAGCGAUUCCUCGUGCUCAUCCGACGAGGAAGUGGCGCCCGAGAACAAUAUCGACAGCAAAGUCGCCCCGGACGAUAAACAUAGUAUUGCCGAGGAAGAGUCGCUCUCACGAAUCAUGAGCCACGAAUUGCAACAGAAGGCAUAUCCAGCGGCACCUUCUCCGCGGCGACCGACAUCUGCGCUGACUUUGUCAAUGCGCAAUUCACCAGAUCGGUCUUUCCUCUCACAAUCGGAACGCAGACCAUCCUCGGCAGCAGUAUCCACGGGUUCGAACAGCCCAUUAGAAUGUCCCACCCCACGAUCUCAUAAGAGUGCUGCAGGACUUCUGGGUACAUCGCAACCUUCUCGAUUGGGCCUUUCCCUAGCAGAGAUCGAUGCUGGCGACAGUAGCGAUGGCAGUUUACCGUCUUCUGCCUUCACGGGAGCUGUCAGGACCGACUCACCUUCGUCUGAGAGGAGCUUCGAUCGAAAGCGCCGGAGCCUGGUACUGCCCGGACUUUCGAGCUCCCCUCGUCGGCAGCCUUCUCCCGCUCGAGGUUCGGGCCCGCACUCCCCGUUGCGCAUGCCCAAGCCCCGUAUGUCUAGCGGUGCUGAAAGCCUGCCAUCUCCCGUUGCAUCUCCAUCUACAUACGCAAGUGAGUUGGCCCUUCAUCACUGCCGCCACCAUCGCCGACAGUCCUCGGCAAACUCUUCAGAUGUUACGAAGCCACCACCCUCCCCACGCCUAUCUUCGAUGAGCCAGCAACAACCUCGGCCUGCCCCAUUGUCUAUUCGCGAUUUUGAAAUCAUCAAACCAAUCAGCAAAGGUGCUUUCGGUAGUGUCUACUUGGUGAAAAAGAAGGCCACCGGUGAGUAUUAUGCAAUGAAAGUUCUGAAGAAGGCCGACAUGAUUGCCAAGAACCAGGUCACCAACGUCAAAGCCGAACGUGCCAUCAUGAUCAAAGAUUAUCUUUAUUUGGUGAUGGAAUAUCUCAAUGGAGGUGACUGUUCGUCACUCGUCAAGGUGCUUGGGGGUCUCCCCGAGGACUGGGCCAAGAAGUACGUCGCGGAGGUUGUGCUUGGAGUUGAACACCUUCACAGCCGAGGCAUUGUGCAUCGCGAUCUAAAACCCGAUAACCUUCUGAUCGACCAAACGGGUCAUUUGAAAUUGACUGAUUUUGGACUCUCACGCAUGGGCUUGGUCGGUCGUCAGAAAAGGGUGUUGAAGAACCCCGAUGAGUCUGCCCCAGACCUGCUGAAGCAAAAUUCCUUCCCCCGCGCCAUAUCGAUUACAUCUUCUCGAUCGGCAUCAUUCGACUUCCAGGCGAGCGCAUCACCUGGCUCUACUCCAUUGAUUACCCCGGAAGUGUCCGCCAGUGCCGUCCAGCCAUCCUAUUUCAGCCUUAACCAAGGUGCUUCGACCCGACAGAGCUCUCGGCGAGCUUCGGGAUACCGCAGCGAUAGCAUGGGCAGUGAUGGUUUCAAUGGAAUGUUUCGGACGUUUUCCCUCAAUGACAAUGCCCACGAACCUUCUGCGUCAUCACCGAGUAUGUUUUCAACCAGCAUGGUUGAAGAAGAGGGCCAAAGCGAGGCUGGCGAGUCUCCUCGCCUUCAACCCCUGCAGCCAACAUUCAGCAAUCCAAUGGCGCAGAAUACUCCUCCCCAGCAGAGCAUGAUGCCUCCAGUGAUGGCUCUUUUUGACCCCGAAGAUCACGAUCGCCGUUUUGUCGGCACCCCUGACUACCUAGCCCCGGAAACUAUCAACGGUGUUGGGCAAGAUGAGAUCAGUGACUGGUGGUCACUAGGAUGCAUCAUGUUUGAGUUUAUCUUUGGAUACCCACCUUUCAACGCGGAUACUCCAGAUCAGGUCUUUGAUAACAUUCUCCAUCGCAGAAUCAAUUGGCCUGACGACCCAGAGGAGUAUACUUCAGCAGAAUCAUUGGAUCUCAUGAACAAGCUCAUGACUCUCAAUCCUCGCGACAGAAUUGGAGCCAAUGUGGAAGAGAAGUUCCCGAAUGGCGGCGCAGAGAUAUGUAGUCAUUCUUGGUUUUCUGAUAUCAAUUGGGAUACGCUGCUAGAAGACAAAGCGCAAUUCGUCCCCAACAUCGAGAACCCGGAGGAUACCGAGUACUUCGAUGCCCGUGGCGCUACUCUUCAGGCUUUUGCAGAGGAGUUAGAAGAUGAGAACUCGCCGCAGCCAUCAGUCGCCGCUGGUCCUGACCGGCCUCAUGACGCACUGUUCAAGGUCCGCUCCCAAGUCAACUCGUCAAAACGACCAUUUAUGCCGCUUCACAUUCCUCCUCAUGUUCGUGAUGCUCGGGAUUCACGAAGUCGAAGACUAAGCGAACCGGCUUUGGCCGAUGAUUUCGGCAGCUUCAACUUCAAGAAUCUUCCGAUGCUAGAGAAGGCCAAUAAAGAUGUAAUCCAGAAGAUGCGCCAGGAGGCUCUGCAGGCGCAGCACCGACAAUCUAAUGGAUCGUCGGCCGCUCAAACGUCGGCCACUUCAUCCCAGCCCUCAUUGGAAGGGAGCCCGCUGCCCAUAUCACUCCAGCGAACUUUGUCACAGAACAAGGGCAAUAAUCGACCUUCUUCCCCAUCAGGCCUGAGUCAGACAAACUCAUCCCCCAGCAGGCCAUCCCAGCCAUCUUCUCCCCUCCUAGUUCAGUUCAGCACUGGGGCUAACCACGAACGGCGCAAGACGUCCGGCUCCUCGUCAGCCUCUCACCAAUCAAAUGGGGCAUUCCAACCUUCCUCUGCUGACCAGGGCCGUAUGCCCAAUCUGAGACUAGGCUCAGUGGCAUCCUCUCCUGUCAAGCCCAACCGAAUCCCAGCCCAUUCGCCCGAUAAGACGGGCAACAACCAACGCCAGGGCAGCGUCCCAGCAAGCCGUACCCGAUCGCAUACUAUCGGCUCCCAGGAUGGAGAAGCGUCCUCGUUCCCAAAAGAACCUUUCGUGCCGCAUCACCACAAGCGCCGGAGUCAACUCUUUGAUAUCUCACCUUCAUCUUCUGACAAUGAGGAUCCACGUACAAAAGCACUCUUGAAGGUCCAACGUCGGAGACAAAGUUCUCGACGGUUAUCACAAAUCAACAUUCUAGAAGGGCCCUUUUUCCGGCCAUUGGACGUGCUCAUUUGUGAAGACCAUCCUGUCUCGCGGCUGGUCAUGGAACGCCUGUUCGAAAAACUUCGCUGUCGAACGAUUACGGUUACAAAUGGCGCAGAGGCUGUCAGAUACGCUCUUAGUGAGGUUCAAUUCGAUAUAAUCAUGACUGAAUAUCGACUUCCUCAAGUCAACGGGGUUGACUUUGCGCGAAUGGUGCGCGAGACGCGCAGCGCCAACAGACAUACCCCGAUCAUUGCUGUUACAGGCUAUUUGAAAGAUCUUCCGGAGAAUCACAAUUUCGAUGCCCUGAUCCAAAAGCCGCCGACUCUACCCAAGCUCACCGAGGCGCUUUCCCAGUGGUGCAUGUGGAAACCUCCUCCACCGGACUACAAUCCCUCCCAGCCUGUUCCUGCUCCGGGCUCUGGUGCUCGGGCUACAGCCGUGACAACCGAGGACAGUCCUAGUUCCACAUCCUCUGGGUUUGUUCUCAACCCCCCAGCUCUUACCGCGGGUCCAGCCGCGAUGAUUCCCUCAGCAGCAGCCACCGGCGGCCAUGGAUGCAGCUGGGGGCUCACGCCCCGGAGGCAGCGGUCAAGCGAAUCCAUACGUGCCAAACGGGAAUCCCUCGAGAAGAAACGGUAUGAGGGUGCGGAAUCGGGUGACGAUGAAGACGAAGAACUUGGCAAUUCCCAAACACGUCGCAGCCCACCCUCUCGAAAUCGCCGUCCCGGCUCUAAACUGGGGAUUGAGAUGAUGCGGACCAACAGCCGAGGCAGCGUUGUCAGUGGCAGCGAGGAACUCCUGAAGAAGGAGAGGGAGGCUCUUCGAAACCAAGCCUCCGCCGACCACGAAGGCAGCGAUGGCUCUUUGGGUUCUCCGGUUAGCACGAGUCUAGAGGAUCAUUUUGAGGCCCUCAGUAUUCCCGAGGAAUCGGAAGGCGAAGAGUCAGUCAGUCCCGGUGCGUCCUCUCCAAGGUUUGGAGCAUCUGCGUCUCAGCCUCAUCGGCCCUCUCUGGUACAUCAGGAUACCUCGAUCUACUCCGGACCUUCCCGGCGUCGUACAUCGAAGACGAGCUCGCCACCGUUGAGUCAGGGCCAAACCACACCCCCGUGGGACCUGCCCCAGAGCAACAUCUCCCAUCAGACUAGCCUGCCCAUCACCCCUGAAGUCAAGAUCUCUGGCAACACGGUGACCCGGGACGCUGAUUCAGGCGUGGAUGCCGACUGUAGUCCCACACCGGACGCUGACGCGACCCCACGACCUCUUCAUCCUUCUCCCAGCCUUGACCCGGAGCAGACGCCUCGUCCAGUGGAGCGUAAUCGCUCGGACUUGAGCUUCACAUUCAAAAGAUAG